AUGUCCCAAGGCAUGACCAAGAGACCCCCGGAUUCUACAGACUUGCCCAGAGGCAAGCAAUCCGUUUCUCGCAUCGUUGCUCAAUUGGAUGAGCGCUUCAAUCACCUCUGCGACACUAUUCUCCCUCUACAACCCUACCUACUCUCCGUUCCCUCCGACGUUCCCUACCGUCACAGCUCGCGUUUUGUCAAUACGUGGUACGAGGGCACCCCAUUCGAUCGCAAAGAAGAGCAGCUCCAAUACCUCAGCUUUCUUCCGCAUUCGGGUGAACACGAGGCUUUGUUGAAGGUCGAGGGCGGGUGGGCCGACGACCACGGGAAUCCCAUUGCCGAAGAAGAACUCUCUCCAAAGGCCCUUCCAGCAAGUGGCCGUCAUACCCCAGCCGACGCAAGUAAUCGCAAGAAAAUCAGCCUGAAGGACUACAGGACCAAGGCAAAAAGUCCACCGCAGGCUGCACCCGAAUCUCAACCUCCUCAGAAAGUCGAGACCCCGGCCAACGGACCCUUGAGCCUAGAAAAGACAAAGCACGGUUCACAAUCCUUGCUGGAGAAGAAGGAGGAGAAAUCGCCGGCUCCAACAGAAAGUAACGGAGUCAAGGAUCACCAGCAACAAGUCGCACGAAUGGACGGCCAUAAUUCCCCAAACAUGGCGCCCAAGGCGCAUCAGACCGACUCGCCGAAUCCGGCUAAACGACGAAAGCUGUCUCCUGCGAUUGAAGAUCCUAAACCUGUCGCGCAAUCUUCAAAAGUUGAAUCCCAGUCUUCCACCAUGAGAAUGCCCAGGUUACUCUCCCCCACUCUACCAUCACCUGAGAAGGAGAACGGCCUACCACAGCUAUUGUCUCCAGUCCUGCCUCCGUCACUUGCAAAAGCUCUGUCAACGCCCCCAAACACCGCAUCAAUUGGAAGCCCUACCAGUGGUGUGCCCAAACGAUCAGACCCCGUGCGCUCGAUCCUCGCUGGUGCCGACCUUGACAGCGAUCCUCCGGGCGAUCGAAGCGGAUUUGCCCCUGGCGGGAGUAGAGCUCGCUCAGACAGUCAGCACUCAGCCAGGAGUAGUGCUCCAGGGACUCCGAAUGCGGCCAAGGGGGCUCUUGGAGCGAAGCUGCUGGCGAAGAAUGGCAUCAGAGCUGGGACACCCCUCCACAAUGGUAUUCGGGCCAGUCCUGGUCCUCGACAAAGACAUACAAUCAUUCUGAAAUACGGCAAAAAGAAUAGGAAGAGAGUGGAAGCGCUCCUCAAGUUCGCGCCGCGGCCGAAGAAAGACCUGCUUAAACAAGAGGCGCAAGAAUCCCCAAACAUCUCUGACGCACAUGCAAGGAAGGAGACCACCAAAAAGAACCAUGUCGAACCUCAGCCUACUGCUGAGUCUAAGCCGAAACCACCCAUCAUCGAUGAUAUCAAGCUAGAGAAGAAGAGAAAGGCGGAAGACAGCAGUCCUGGACCAUCGCUGAAGAAGGCCAAAGCUGUUGAGAUAGAGAAACGACCUGUUACCCCGGCUCCCCCGACUGGUAAGAUGUCUAUGGUAUCUCAGUCAAAAUCAACAUUAUCCACCCCCAAGAAGGAAGUGAAACCUACGCUGAUGAGACGGGUGGAGUCGUCGGACGGUGCUGAUGCCCCGACUCCCUCUGGGGACAAAGCGAGGGUGUCAACGCCACAGACGGUGCCGAAACCAUCUCCCCAGCCUCCAACUAGCUCUAAUUCUUCUCGGGAAGGGGAUCGGCAAAAGUGGUCCAGCAUCAACUCCAAGUUCUUUGCACUGGGCCGUUCUCUCAAGCACGAAGGAGCGGCUCUGCUACCUCCUCCUGACAGUGACGCAAAGCCUUCCCAGUCCGCUAAAGCGGUGCUGAUACUGAUUGAGGCGCUAUUGUGCUUCAUGAUCAACAUCUCGGCUCAAUCCCACGCCCGACCAAGUAUCGACCCAGGCUGGAGAUCGAUCAUCCCAUAUCACAUCUCCGUGUUUCGAGCGUCGAGGAAGUUUCCACAUCUCCACGGUCUUGUUGUUCAACUUGGAGCGGUAUGUCGGCAGGUUAUUCACAAGUAUGACGUGGAUAAAUUGGCGCGGGAUCCUUUACCUGACGACUAUUGCAACUCUGCACCUACCCCCGGCAGUGAUGGUAAUACCAAGACAAAUGAGGAUGGAGAAAAGUACAAGAAGCGAUACGUGGAGUUCCGGGAUGAGUUGAUCCAGAACGCCCGUGAACUGCAGACUGCCUGGUUGGAUGGGUCACGCCAACUGUCGCCUGAUCUCCUAAAACGCGAGUAUCCCGUUACUUGGUCGAAGCGGGCCAAAGAUUCGAGCGCGAGGCUCCGAGAAAAAUUGACGCCGUCGAGGAUCCCGCAAGAUUUCUACCUGCCAAUGGAUGCAAACACUACAGCAUUCGAAGCAGCGAGAUUCGGUACGUCUUUUCUUCGGGAAUGGGCGGAGAAAGAGAAGAUUGAAUGGAAGACGAGGAUUGAUCUAUGA
This is a messenger RNA of Cladophialophora psammophila CBS 110553, 2466 nucleotides long. RefSeq lists its product as uncharacterized. The transcript has a single exon. The coding region runs from base 1 to 2466 and encodes 821 amino acids. The record is from RefSeq and is a predicted model, not a curated record. NCBI's taxonomy places the organism in Eukaryota, Fungi, Ascomycota, Eurotiomycetes, Chaetothyriales, Herpotrichiellaceae.